AUGAACCAGAAGGUGUUAGUUUUUCUUCUCCUAAAUUUUUUUUUGGGGAUAUUUCUUUUUGGCUUUUUCUGUAAGAGACAAAAAGACCUAACAGGUGCUUUUCCUGAUCCCACUGCAGAUUGGCUGGCAAUUCAAAAUGAUCGCAAAAGCACACUGGCUUCUGUCUGCCUGAAGAACAACCUUCUUAAAUUAAGAAGCAAAUUGGAUUCUCGUGUUGCAACCCAGCAAUUUGUGGAGCACAAACAUAAAUUUAUCUACUGUGAGGUGCCCAAGGUAGGGUGCUCCAAUUGGAAGAGAACUAUUUUUCUUCUCCAAGCAGACUUGAAUGUGGAAGCUUCCGAAAUUGAGCAUGACCACAUCCACCAAACCUCGCUGAUCAAAAAGCUGGUGACUUACCCUCCUGCCGUACAAAAGGAAUUUCUGAACAAUUACACCAAAGUGAUGUUCACCAGACAUCCCUUGGAACGGCUGGUUUCAGCUUACAGAGACAAACUUCUGCACUCUGAGCCAUUCUACAGCAUCACUGUCGCUAAUGAGAUUAGGGCAAUGUUCAGGAAAAACAAAAAUUCUUCUGAAAAAGUGAGUUUCCAGGAGUUUGUCAGCUUCAUUAUAGCAAAACCACCAAAUACCCUUGACAUUCACUGGAAACCAAUGUUUCUGCUCUGUGAUCCUUGCAACAUUCACUAUGAUAUUCUGGGUAAGUAUGAAACUCUUGGGUUAGAUUCUGAGCAUGUUCUGAAGGUCAUCGGAGCACCAGAGAGCCUCCACUACCCCAGCUUGAAGAGGUAUGGCUCAGAGAAACGAACUAAUGGUGACAUCACCUUGGAGUAUCUCAGACAACUGAACUCAGAACAAAUUGAGAAGAUAAAAAAAUUGUAUGAAAUGGAUUUUUUCUUGUUCAACUAUACUAUGAAAUAUGAAGAUUAUUUUUCCCUGAAUGACUAA
Messenger RNA from Gavia stellata (red-throated loon), 945 nucleotides. Its product is annotated as carbohydrate sulfotransferase 9. Lineage: Eukaryota; Metazoa; Chordata; Aves; Gaviiformes; Gaviidae. Gene Ontology annotation, molecular function: sulfotransferase activity. The coding region runs from base 1 to 945 and encodes 314 amino acids. The record is from RefSeq and is a predicted model, not a curated record. Gene Ontology annotation, cellular component: membrane. The transcript has 2 exons. Gene Ontology annotation, biological process: carbohydrate biosynthetic process; proteoglycan biosynthetic process.